AGUUCACUCUAGCUUUCACUUUCUUCACUGUCUAUGGUCACGCCCUCCCGUCUUCCUCUCUGCCAAUCAGAGAUGACGCUUUUGUUUCGUAGGACGCUUGCUAACGGAAGUAGCAGUGAUACCGCAGUUGGGACAAACAACCUCAGUCUUUAUAUAUAAGAUGGAGGUGGAUCAGUUGCUGUCUCUCUCUGGUUCAGCUCUGGCUCAGGCCAUAAGCUCUCUGCUGGAAACCCCAGGCCUAUAUGUUUUCUCAGAUAUACUAGAACUGCCCAAUGUCCGUGAGCUGGAGACGGGUCCCCAUGCUCCAGUCUACCAGCUUCUCAAUCUUUUUGCGUAUGGAACCUACUGCGACUACAAAGAGAGAGCAGCUUCACUUCCUGAGCUUACGCCUGCCCAAAAGAACAAACUUCGUCACCUGUCAAUUAUCAGUCUGGCCUCCAACCUAAAGUGUCUGCCAUACUCGCUGCUCCUCCAGCAGUUGGAGUUGAAGAAUGUGCGUGAGCUGGAGGACCUGCUGAUCGAGGCUGUUUACAGUGACAUUAUCCACGGCAAAUUGGACCAGAGGAACCAGCAGGUGGAGGUAGACUGCAGCAUAGGUCGAGAUCUGGGACCCAAUGAAUUACCCAACAUUGUCAACACACUGCAGGAGUGGUGUGCAGGCUGUGAAGCAGUGCUGUGUGGCAUUGAGGAGCAGGUGUCCAGAGCAAAUCAGUACAGAGAAAGCCAGCUCAAGGUCAAAGUUCAGGUGGAGACAGAGGUGUCAAACCUACAGAAAACCCUUAAAGCAAGCUCAGCUUCCCCAUCAUCCGGGCCUGCACCCGCUGGGGCGGCAUCCAAUCAGGAUGCAGAUCAGCCCGCUGAGCCAAGAGACCCUGCUUCCUCUCAAGAGCCACGGCAACCAGGAAAAAAGAGUUCAAAGGUCAAAGGGUAAGGCUGCGUGGAAGUGGAAAGAUUUGGUCAAAAUCGAAUUGAUCUUGAAGAGGUCCGAUCAGUCUCCAAUAACCUGCUCACAGACAGACAGUCAUCUUUCAGGAAAGCUUGCUGGAUAGAUAAACAACCGAUGGUUGAUUUUUAGACACAAGCCAUCAACUUCUAAUACAAAUAAAAGACUCUUACACAGUGCUGUGUGUGUGUGCGCGCAUGUGUGUGUGUUUGGAUAUGUAUGCAGUAAAUGUCAUAUAAUUUGACUCGUGUUAAGUUUUGCUUUGUGUGUGUUUUUGUUCUUUAUUAGAUCUGGAUGUUAAAACGAUGACACCAAUGAAUAAAUGAUAUCCAUCUGU
Molecule: messenger RNA, 1280 nt
Organism: Misgurnus anguillicaudatus (oriental weatherfish)
Lineage: Eukaryota; Metazoa; Chordata; Actinopteri; Cypriniformes; Cobitidae
Source: RefSeq, a predicted model, not a curated record